GCAAAGGUGAGAGUGCAGCAGAUCCUUCCCUGACAUGGCAACUAAAAUCAUUUAUUUUACUGUGAAUGGAAGACCAGAACAAGCUGAGUUUCCCAUCGACUGUCCUGCACAAGAUGUUAAAGAUCUUUUCCGAGCUGCAGCUGAGGCCGGACCUCAUGACAUCUUAAAACUGUACAAUACUAAAGGCAAUAUCAUUAAUAUUUCCCCUCAGCUGGCCUCCAACAGCCCUCACUCCUACUAUAAGCUGGAGGUAGUCGCUGCAGACUGCAACAGUGAGCUGUUAGGCUCCGAGCUGGCAGUUGCUUUGGGAUUUGACCUCACUUCUAUGGAGAAAAGGUUACAGAGUCUGGAGAAAAGAAUCUUGACAGAAGCAGCGGAGACUCCUGCUAUUGUGUAUGAGAUGAAGAGACAGGUGGAGUCUUUCAGAGAGAAACUGGAGAGCGUGGAGCACCUGAGCUGGCUGGGUUUGUUUAAGGACAUGUCAGAAGGAACCCACAAACCCUCUCCUUUUUACCACAAAAGAACGUUGCGGAAAACCCGGGAGGAGUGUGAGCAUGUCAGAGAAAAGUUUCUCCAAAUGAGUUCUCUGGAAGUUUCAGAAGAGGUGAGACAGUAUCUUAAAACACCAACUUUUGAUAACUGGCAAUGGGAGGACGCGGAGAUAAUGGUGUUGCUCCAGGUGAUGUACACAGAUCUGGACUUCAUCUCCACGUUCAACAUCGAGCCGGAUGUGCUGCAGCAGUUUCUUUAUGAAGUGUACAGACGCUACAACAACAUCCCCUUCCACAACUUCAAGCAUUGCUUCUGCGUCACCCAGAUGAUGUAUGGGCUCAUAUGGCUAACAGAUCUCAGAAGCAAGAUUGACAGCAUUGAUCUCCUCAUCAUGUUGACCUCGGCUGUCUGUCACGAUUUAGAUCACACUGGAUACAACAACGCCUACCAGAUUAAUGCACGAACUGAACUUGCUCUAAGAUACAAUGACAUCUCCCCACUGGAAAAUCACCACUGCGCUGUAGCCUUUGAAAUCCUGGAAAAGACUGAAAGCAACAUUUUCCGAAACUUGCCGACAGAGCAAUACAAAAGAAUAAGAGAGGGCAUAAUUAAGUGUAUUCUUGCUACUGAUAUGUCCAGACAUACAGACAUCCUCAACAAGUUUAAAGCCAUUUUACCUGUGUUUGACUUUGGCAACAAGGAUCACAGAGAUGUGUUGAUGAUGAUCAUGAUUAAAGUCAGUGAUAUCUCCAACGAGGCCAGACCCAUGGAUGUGGCCGAGCCGUGGCUGGACUGUCUGCUGCAAGAGUUCUUCAACCAGAGUGAUAUGGAGAAGUUGGAGGGCCUUCCUGUCACCCCAUUUAUGGAUCGAGACAAAGUGACCAAACCUUCUUCUCAGACGGGAUUCAUCCGCUUCGUUCUCUUCCCUCUCUUCAUCGAACUGGCCAAUCUGUUUCCCUGUCUGGAGCAACACAUUAUCGAUCCAGUGCGGAAAGCCCUGGAUUAUUACACAGAGAUGGAGAAAGCGCUUGAGAGAGAGAAGCAAAACCGAGCUCUGAACGAGACGACGGUCAAAACCAGCACCUCUAAAGAGCCUGAUGCUAAUCUAGAAGCGAAACCUGCCAGCCUGUAAUCAGACUCAAACUGUGUCACGUCUGUUACUGUCAAACUGAAAGCUGUUUCAGAGUUGUGGUUUAGGAAGGUAAAUGUGUUUAGCAUUUUUGACCUCAGAAAAUAUACUGUAGGCUAAUAUAUUUAGAAGAGAGUUUAGGUGAAGAGUGAAUAUUGAAAAGGCUUAACCUACAUGUUUGCUUUUGCUAAUUUAAUGUAACAUAUAGUUAUUACUUAUCAGCAUGAGUUAUUUUGUUAGAAAUAUAUUGUUUUGGUGACACAUUACGGAAUAAAAUUGCUUAAUAAAAUAAGUAAAUGGCUGAGAAAUAGUUUUUUUGCGAAGAUAUAUGCUGAAUAUGCUUAGUCAGUCCAUAAGAUGGCGCUAUUUAAAGCUAUGAUUACUUGUUCGUCAGAUGAGGACAAAAGUUGUGGGAAGAGAGCUGAAAAAUCAGACUCAAGUACUACUUGCCAUAAAAUGUUAUACAAGUAGAGAAAACAUAUAUUUUCUAAUAAAUAUUACUCAAAGCCUAUGCUGUAAAAUUUAUUCCACCUUAUACCCUGUCAAUUAAAAAUGUAGCUUUAAUCGGUGCUAUUAUUUAUAAUAGUUAUUUAAACUGUUAAAUGAAUAAUUUACUUUUAUUGGAUUGUACAUUUAAAAUGUGACAUUAAUUUAAUGUAAAAGCGCAUUAUAUGCCUAUGCAUAUGGGAGCUGUCAGUGUGGCAAUACCUUUUCAAAGGAUUCCUAAAGUGUCUUAUCGGUAUGUCAAAAUAGGGCUGGGGGAUACUGACCAAAAUGUAUAUCUCUAUAGACAGAUAUUUUAUUUAAAUCUCUAUAUUUUUGGGAUGAAAGGUGAUAUACAAUAGGCUAUCUGUAUUUUUUAUGAAAUUGAAUAAUUUUUAUUAAUAUGAAUAUUUUUUUAAGUUUAUAUUCAUCAUUAGAGGAUUUUGGUUUCAUAUUUUGAGAUCUUCAACACCCCUGCUACAUAUUUUUCUUUGUCAUUUAAUUUUUGUUAAUUUUCGUUAUGUUAUUUGUUUAUAUAUUUUCUAUUACUAUUAUUAAUGAGGAUGGAAAGAUUGUGAAUGUAUUGAUUCUUAUCUCAGUCUUUUGUGUAAUUCUAAAAAGUAUUAAUGCCUUCCUUUUACUGUUCAAGCAUUGAUAAUCAAAAAAUAAAUAAAAAACUAUGGCCAUUUAGUUUAUUCAAUUC
Messenger RNA from Danio rerio (zebrafish), 2807 nucleotides. The record is from RefSeq and is a predicted model, not a curated record. Lineage: Eukaryota; Metazoa; Chordata; Actinopteri; Cypriniformes; Danionidae.